Aspergillus ibericus CBS 121593 is the source of this 638-nucleotide messenger RNA. RefSeq lists its product as uncharacterized. The coding region runs from base 161 to 484 and encodes 107 amino acids. The transcript has 2 exons. The record is from RefSeq and is a predicted model, not a curated record. Lineage: Eukaryota; Fungi; Ascomycota; Eurotiomycetes; Eurotiales; Aspergillaceae.
GGGGUCGGAGCAUUGAGGUUCGUUGCUCUGUGACCUGGCGGAAUGUCGACAUCCGCCGAAGAUCUGAGCAGUUUCGGGCGUCGAGAGGGUGCUGGCCCAAGGGUGGAGUAACACGGCAACCCCUAGCAUAGCUUCCGACCACCUAUGUCGGCGGCUAUCGAUGCGCAACCUGGUCUUCAGGCAAUGGUGGGUGAGUUUGCCUUUGGUACACCGUGUCCCGAGCGCUGUUGCCUCGGAGAUGAAGCUACGUGGCGUCAGCGGAGGUCGAGAUCUUGAUGUGUGCGAGAGUCUAUGGCGACCGCAUCGUCAUGGGCUGACCCUAGUGCAGGACUCUGGACGUCUUAGGUUGUGCGGACGGCAUCAUGGGUUCCACGAUCCCUGGCGGUAUGACGUGAAGAAGCGUCCCAUAACUGGCGAGCCGCGCAGGCCUCGACGACAGACUAGCAUGGUGUGCAAACGUCGGGGGUUUGACUUGGUUCCAUAAGCUUUCAACUGCUCAAACAUGCGGACUCAUCAAACAGGCAACGUGAUAUCAUGCGAAUGGUCGGGGGCGGUUAUUCUCCGCCAGUCGCCGUGGUUCAUUCGCACCGUCUAAGAUUUCCCGAUACAUGGAGCCAGUUACGCCUGCGCUUCUUUUC